AUGCCAGUGACACGAUUCCAUCCGUAUCAUUGCUUAAACAUCACUCUCGAAAGUGAAGACCAAGUUGCCUGUAGAACAACCAGCUUUGCUCAUGCCUUGACAUUCAGUGAAAAACCCCUGAAACCCGGGGAAGUGUUCUUGGUCGAGAUUGAGAAAAAUGAGAGAGGUUGGAGUGGUCAUUUAAGAAUAGGAUUGGCUCAGUUUAAUCCGAGCAACAAAUUUGACUUACCACAAUAUGCAUUACCUGAUUUAGCAAAUAUGGGUAGAUCUGGGAUUCCAGCAAUAACAAAAUCAUACAAUAGAACUUACACAGAAAAUGAUGAACAGGGCACAUCAGAACCAUAUCACUCUGUGUUAGGCGAUUCCGAAAUAAUUCAUACACCACAGGGAUCUUUCAACCGAAGCCUUCUGUUGCCCUUGAAUAGACUGAAUAACUGUAGUGGUAUUUGUUCACAUCAUUUUAAACGAGACCAGGAGCCCAUUCUUCCAACGGACAUUGGCAGUCGUAUAGGAAUCAUGUGUCAAAUUGUAGACAAUUUUGCUGAGAUGCACUUUAUCAUCAAUGGGGAGGAUCAGCCCAUUGAUGACUGCCAAGGCUGCUACCAUAAAUAUUUUGUUAUUCAUUUCUAG
This is a messenger RNA of Mya arenaria, 630 nucleotides long. Its product is annotated as neuralized-like protein 2. Lineage: Eukaryota; Metazoa; Mollusca; Bivalvia; Myida; Myidae. Bases 1 to 630 code for a protein of 209 amino acids. Gene Ontology annotation, molecular function: ubiquitin protein ligase activity. The record is from RefSeq and is a predicted model, not a curated record. The transcript has a single exon.